Adelges cooleyi (spruce gall adelgid) is the source of this 3214-nucleotide messenger RNA. It is a transcript of the gene Calx, whose product is annotated as sodium/calcium exchanger 1. The transcript is spliced from 12 exons. NCBI's taxonomy places the organism in Eukaryota, Metazoa, Arthropoda, Insecta, Hemiptera, Adelgidae. Gene Ontology annotation, cellular component: membrane. Gene Ontology annotation, molecular function: calcium:sodium antiporter activity. Gene Ontology annotation, biological process: transmembrane transport; calcium ion transport; cell communication. The record is from RefSeq and is a predicted model, not a curated record. Bases 295 to 2766 code for a protein of 823 amino acids.
UUCCGUACUCGAUGGAUACCGCACGACGUUGUCCGGAUUCCAGUCCGCGAAUGUACGUUGUCGUUUACGUUGGUCAGUGAAAAUCGCCGUGUUCUGUUUGUUUUUUCGUUACGGGCAACGGAAGCAAAAUAAAAUUUUUAAAAAAUGUAAAAAACAGUAUGCACCGAAUUGCGAAGUUGGCGAAUUGGUGGUCGACGAAAGAAGCCCAGAGAAGAUUGUCUAGACCGGCGGAGGCGUCUCGUUCGGAUAAAACGUAUUGCAGAUUUCUAAAGGAAAAACACAAUAGUUGAGAAGAUGGGUCACGGUAACGCCAGCACAUAUCCUUGGGGCCCAGAGGACGUUUGCCCGGGUGGUUUGAUCCUGCCGAUUUUCGACGAACGGCUAUGGCCCAUCAAAUUACGAGUGGUCAUUUAUAUACUAGCGUUAAUGUAUUCGCUGUUGGGAAUAUCGAUCGUGACGGACGUGUUCAUGAUCGCCAUUGAUAAAAUCACUAGUCAUACGAAAAAAAUUUACCUGGCCAAAGAACUGACGGAAAACGGGUCGAACGCUUUUCUCAGACCGGACCAGCCCGAAGUGAUCGAGGUCCGCGUGUGGAACCCGACAAUAGCGAAUCUCACUCUAAUGGCUUUGGGUACUUCGUCGCCCGAAAUAUUGCUGUCUAUUAUCGAGACGGUCGGACAUCAUUUCGAAGCCAGAAAACUCGGGCCGAACAUCAUCGUUGGAUCGGCUGCUUUCAACUUGUUGAUCAUUACCAGUCUGUGUACACUGACGCUGGGACUGGACGAAAAGAGAAGAAUACACGACUUAAAAGUAUUUUUAGUCAUCGGGGCGUUCAGUUUUUUCGCCUAUAUCUGGCUGCUAUUAAUCAUUGAUGUGAUUUCGCCUAACGUGAUCGAACUAUGGGAAGCGGCAAUGACUUUUUUGUUGUUUCCGAUUCUUAUGUUUUUCGCUUACGCGACGGACACGAAAUGGUGCGGCAAAAGCGUCGCACACAACAAACACCAAAUGGACCUGGUCACGUUGGAAAAUCAGAAUAAACCGCACAUUCAGCCGAUUUUCAACAACGGCAAAUUGGACAAGGAAAACCUACUGAAUUUCGUGAGGAACGUGAAAAAGUAUCCCGGCAUUACCGACGCGGACGCGGCUAAAUUGGCAGCUACCAAGCUGUUGGAUUCGUCUCACCGCGGAGCCAUGUGGUAUCGUAUUGGCGCCGUUCGACGGUUUACAGGUGGCAAGCAAAUCGAACCCGUGCUCACCGAACAUCUAAAGCAGGUUUAUGCCGUACUAAAAAGCGAUAAAAAAGGAGGAGCGUUCGACGCAUUGCCGCCCGUUCCUGCUGUCGACAACAAAUUUGCCAUUGUCGAAUUUCAUUCCCCCAAUGUUGCCGUCAAAGAAAAUAUUGGCACUUUUCCAGUGACCAUUUGGAGACACGGAAAUUUAAAAACCAAAUCUAUCGUCAGGGUCGACAGUAUCAACGGAACGGCCAAAGAAGGCGAAGACUAUGACAAAGUUAAAGAAAUCGUCAGGUUCGAAGAAGACGAAGAGGAAAAACAGAUAAAUGUGAAAAUCCUCGACGACAACCAAUGGGAACCCGACGAAGUGUUCUUCCUUAGACUGUCGGUCGUACACCAAAAAGACCUGUUCGUGAAACUCGGUAGCAUAUCUAUUAUAGAAGUAACGAUCAUCGACAACGACGAGCCGGGUAUCAUCAGUUUCGGCAAACGAGGACUAUUGGUCAAGGAAAGCGCAGGGUUUGUGGAAGUUCCCAUUGUCAGAACCCACGGUUCGGACAGUGAGGUCACGGUCAAAUGGAGGACCAUAGACGAGUCGGCCAUUUCGGGAAGAGACUAUGUGGGCGGCCAAGGAGAAAUCAUAUUCAAAGACAAAGAAGUAGCCAAAGUGUUGAAAAUCGAAAUCAUCAACGACAUGUGCCCGGAAAAAGACGAAUGUUUCGAAAUCGAACUGUACGGUGCUACCGGAGGUGCUAAAAUAGGAAACGUCAACAGAACGGCUGUCACCAUCAGCAGCGACGAUGACUUCGAUUCGGUAGUGGACCGUUUGAUGUUGCUGACCAAUAUCAAUAUUCAUGCAAUCGAGUUGCACCGACAGACUUGGGCGGAACAGAUAAAGGCAGCCAUGACAGUAAACGGUGGCGACUUGGAAAACGCAACUACUGCCACUUACGUGAUGCAUUUUUUCUCGUUCUUCUGGAAAGUGCUGUUCUCGUUUAUACCACCAGCGACCAUAUUCUACGGCUGGCCAAGGUUCUUCAGCUCGUUGAUACUUAUCGGUAUCAUGGCCACCACGAUCGGUGACUUAGCGACUAUUUUCGGUUGCCUGAUCGGUUUGGACGACAUCGUGACAGCCAUAACGGUCGUGGCCUUGGGCAUGUCGUUGCCGGAUAUCUUGGGAGCGUGCAUGGUCACGCGGGCGGAAACCCACGCUGACGAGGCUAUGAUACAUAUUGCCGGCUCGAUAGCGGUUAAGGUCCUGAUGGGUGUCGGUCUACCUUGGUUUAUAGCCGCACUAUACCACCAUCAACACGACCGUGUGUUCAACGUUCCGUCCAACCAAAUCGGCACCAACGUGGUGUUGUAUUCGAUUAUGGCCAUUUUGGCUGUGUCCGUGUUGAUGGUCCGAAGAAACAUGGAAUUCUUUGGCAAAGCCGAGUUGGGUGGCCCACAAAAAGGACGAUACUUGACCGUGGGAAUAUUCGUCGUUUUGUGGCUGAUCUAUCUGUUUCUUACUUGCUUCCAAACGUUUUAACAACUAACGAAUAAAGUUUACAGGAUGAUCAUAUAAAAUAAUAUUAUUUUGUUCUUGAUCACUCUUGUAACGAACGACUUCUCGCCGUUAUUCUGUAUUCUGUAAAUUAUAUGGUACCUUAAGCCGUCGCAAUACCCCUGAUACAUAUUUAGUAUAAUAAGAAUUAUAUUAUAAUAACAAUUAAUUAUUGAUGUGUACUUUGCCUGUAAAUAGUGUAUAAGUUUAUCAACAUAAUAUUAUAAAAUAUUUAAAAAAUGUUCAUUACCAUACAAAAUGAGCGGCAACUAAACGAUAAUUUUAUAUUUAUUUUUUGUACUACUAAUAAUAGUCAAUUUCCAAUAACGUUUUUGUUUCUUUUUUAUAUAUAACAUGUGAUUAUUUUCUAUACAUUGUACUUAAAAUAGAGUGUCUAUGAGUUGUUAUUAUUAAAUGAAAUUUUUGAAAUAAA